Messenger RNA from Polistes canadensis, 939 nucleotides. Its product is annotated as trypsin-3-like. The transcript is spliced from 5 exons. The record is from RefSeq and is a predicted model, not a curated record. Lineage: Eukaryota; Metazoa; Arthropoda; Insecta; Hymenoptera; Vespidae. Gene Ontology annotation, biological process: proteolysis. Bases 31 to 786 code for a protein of 251 amino acids. Gene Ontology annotation, molecular function: serine-type endopeptidase activity.
CUACUAAUCGACAAACUUAACUCUUGCAAAAUGUCGCGAAAUCUGUUUAUUAUUUUCGCUGCCCUCUUUGCGGUAUGUUUCGGCUCUUCGUUGAUCCCACGGUUACCGGAUCAUCGAAUCGUAGGUGGAAAACCAGUUAGUAUUCUUGAACACCCUUAUCAAGCAAGAUUGUUAGUGUAUAAUAGUCACACAUGUGGUGCAUCUAUAAUUAGUCAAAAAUGGGUCAUAACUGCUGCACAUUGCACACGUUAUCCAAUAAGUAGUUAUUAUGUAUCAGUAGGCAGCAGUGCGAACUAUGGUAUUAAAUUUUCUGUAAACAGAAUUAUAUCUCAUCCAAUGUUUAACCCUAAAACCUUAGAUUACGAUGUCAGUCUUGUUGAGAUCAAGGGAACAAUAGGGUUAAGUAGUGUAACACAACCCAUAGUACUUGCAACCUCCGAACCAAGAAAUGGUGCUAUAGUGAAUAUUACUGGAUGGGGUGCAUUAUCGGAAUCAGGCAAUAGUCCAAGCAUUUUACAAGCAGUUAGUGUACCCAUUGUAAAUAGAGUUCGUUGUCAAAAUGCUUACGACGGUUUUGCCAAUGUUACCGAAAGAAUGAUUUGUGCCGGUGUGGAACAAGGUGGUAAAGAUUCCUGUCAAGGUGACUCUGGAGGACCACUUUCAGCAAAUGGUACACUUUAUGGAAUUGUUUCAUGGGGAUAUGGAUGUGCUCGACCACGUUAUCCAGGUGUAUAUACUAACGUUGCACUUUUACGCUCGUGGAUUGCAAAAAUGAGUGGCAUUUAAUAUGAUUUAAAAUAAUUACAAAAACUUGCGUGUGUCUAUAACCCAUUCAAAUUAAACUAAUAAUACAAAAUAAUAAUGCUAAAUUUCAUUAUCUUUAUAUAGAAAUAAAUAAAAAAGAAUAAUUUAACGUAACAAUAAAAUGUUAAUAUAGUU